AUGGUGCAGCAACCUCCUCCUCAACAAUAUUCUUCUGUUCCUCAGACUUCUGAACCUGGGUUUCCUACUACUAUGCCUCGCUCCCCGUCGUCAAGGCGCUUUCCUGCUACUACGCAGCCAGGUCCUUUAACUCAAGGUGUAGCCAGUGGCGCCAUUGGCGGGGCGUACGGUCCUUACUCUCUGAAGUAUUCGAAUACGACCAAGAGUAUGAAUUCAAAAUUUCUUGCAGCGCCUCCACGGACUUCUCCGGUGAUCAAACCCGCUGCUACCACUACGACUGUACCUCCGUACCUUUGGGAAGAUGAUCCAGACCUGGACGAUCCCCUCCACAACUUCGAUUCCGAAAAUGAUGACGAGUCAUUUACUCCAUAUUCUUUGCGAGGCUGGCUGAAUGCCGGUGCUCUGGUCGUUAUAGUAGUCGGUCUUGUAGUGCUUUUCGCUGGGUAUCCCAUCAGCGCCUACUACUCUAAAACUACACUCUCAGUUUCAGGCUACAAUCUGGGCGGCAUCAACAGCUCUGGACAGAUACCUGACCUCCCUGGCCUACCUUCCCUCAUUGACGGGGAUACGCCAAUCGAUGCUUAUUCCCGCACAGGUCAAGAUGGCCUGAAAUAUAACUUAGUCUUCAGUGAUGAGUUCAACACCGAUGGUCGAACAUUCUAUCCUGGCGAUGAUCCCUUCUGGGAAGCUGCUGACCUUCAUUACUGGACGACCGACGACCUCGAAUGGUAUGAUCCCAGUGCCAUCACCACGGCCGAUGGGAAGCUCGUAAUUACUUUCAGCAUGGAAGAUAUACACGACUUAAAUUUCAAAAGCGGCAUGCUUACAUCGUGGAAUAAGCUUUGCUUUACGACAGGCUACAUUGAGGUAUCUGUAAGUAUGCCUGGAAAUUCCAAAACACCAGGUUUUUGGCCAGGUGCAUGGACUAUGGGUAAUCUGGGUCGACCUGCUUAUGGUGCCACUACAGACGGCAUGUGGCCGUACAGCUAUGCCGCAUGCGACGUGGGGACAUUCCCAAACCAAACGUCUGCAGAUGGAGAGCCGGCUGCUGCUCUCACUGGUAGCCCAUAUGGCGGGACACUCAGCUAUCUACCAGGACAACGCACAUCCGCGUGCACAUGUGAGGGGGGAGAUCAUCCGGGCCCGAGUACCAAUAUUGGCCGCGGAGUUCCUGAAAUCGAUAUCUUCGAACAUAUGAUCGACGUCGAUGUCUGGCAAGGCGUUGUGUCGCAGACUUUCCAAGUAGGGCCGUUCAAUGAUCAAUAUCAAUUUGUCAACACGACGCCUGCGACAACUAUUACUGAUCCUUCGAUCACUCAUGUUAACACUUACGUCGGUUCGACGUACCAACAAUCUGUUUCCGCGUUGACCUAUAUCGAUCAAACGUACUAUAACGAUGAGGCGUACGGGACGUACGGAAUCGAAUGGUUUUCAGAUCCUGAUAGUAGGGAUGGUGGUUACAUACAGUGGUAUAGCGGAGGCGUGGAGUCAUGGAGGAUCACCUCUGCAUCAAUUGGUCCUGAUGACACUGUCGAAAUAAGCCAACGACUCAUUCCUGAGGAGCCUAUGUACCUCAUACUCAAUUUGGGGAUGGCGGACAACUUCCAACCGGUGGAUUUCAAGCAUAUCACCUUUCCAGGAAAGAUGUACAUUGAUUAUGUACGGGUUUAUCAGCGAGUGGGAACGAAGAACGGCAUGACGUGCAGUCCGCCUUUACGGCCCACACAAGAUUAUAUUAACGCCCAUAUUGAGGCCUACACAAAUCCGAAUUUGACAACAUGGGAACAGACUGGAUUCCCCGUACCAAGCAACUCUUUGUACGAUGGUUGUUAGACCACCGGAUCUGCUCAUUUUAUGUAGAGUUACGGCGUCGUGGAAGCGGCCUGCGCUUGCCUUUAGUCGUUUCAGAUACGCGACUACUGGCUGUUGGAGUUGCAAGCGCGCCUUUAUUCAGACCCGCAUUUAUCCAUGGCGUUCUUGGAACUUACUUACAUUUACCUGUAGUUAUCUUAUUACUAGAUAUCUACAUCACACCUCAACAGGUCAUUGGGGCUCAUGUCUCACUCUACUGAACCUGUUGCUGCUAUUUUGGCUCCCGAGUCCUAU
Molecule: messenger RNA, 2106 nt
Organism: Guyanagaster necrorhizus
Lineage: Eukaryota; Fungi; Basidiomycota; Agaricomycetes; Agaricales; Physalacriaceae
Product: glycoside hydrolase family 16 protein
Exons: 8
Coding region: 1-1833 (610 amino acids)
Biological process (GO): fungal-type cell wall organization; (1->6)-beta-D-glucan biosynthetic process
Cellular component (GO): endoplasmic reticulum membrane; plasma membrane
Molecular function (GO): glucosidase activity
Source: RefSeq, a predicted model, not a curated record